This is a messenger RNA of Medioppia subpectinata, 2335 nucleotides long. The record is from the annotation of a GenBank genome assembly. NCBI's taxonomy places the organism in Eukaryota, Metazoa, Arthropoda, Arachnida, Sarcoptiformes, Oppiidae.
CAUGUCUUCAUACGAAGACCAAUCUGGAGACAACUCGGAUCAGAUGUCUUUGGAUGUCAAAGACACACAAGAAGUACAGGAAGAAGAAGAAGAUGCGGACGAAGAGGAGUUAUCUGCGGAAUAUGUGGUCGGAGGCUAUCAUUGCGUCCAAAUCGGUGACACUUUUCGCAACAAUCGAUACCGAGUGAUCCGAAAGCUGGGUUGGGGUGCCUUCAGCACAGUGUGGCUCUGUCUCGACUCCAAGACUAGCGAUUACGUGGCCAUCAAAAUAGUCAAAAGUAAAAAGUCUUAUCAGGAAUCGGCUGAAGAAGAGAUCGAGAUGUUGUCGCAAAUACAACGAUCAGAUCCGACCGAUCCUUUCGCCCAAAGAGUGGUCCAGUUUUUGAAUCACUUCAAAAUACGCGGACCUAAUGGGAAGCAUCACUGUUUGGUGUUUGAAGUAUUGGGCGAUUCAUUGAUUAAAUACAUGAAAAAUUCGCACAAAAAAGGCAUUUCUAUGGAAAUCCUUAAGAUUAUUAUCCGUCAAGUAUUGCAAGGAUUGGAGUAUUUGCACACAAAAUGUCUGUUAAUUCAUACGGAUAUUAAACCCGAGAAUAUUCUGUUGACAACCGAUAAACGCCGAGUAAAGCGAUUGCAUUCACAAGUGAUUGAUAUGAUCGGCGUUUGCGGCGAAACUCAAUUGCCGACCAGUUUUGUGUCCACAGCGCCGGCAAAAGUGCUCAAGAAAUGUGAUACUUAUUAUAAGCAAAACAGAAGUGCAAGCCUUCAGAAACUGCUUAAAUUGAAUGUCAAAACCAAUGACAAUGACGUCAAUCACAACGUUUUAAACGAAGAAGACAUGAGUGAACUGUCGGUUAAACUCGCAGAUCUAGGAAACGCCUGUUAUGUGUACGAGAAUCACAACUCGACGAUUCAGACGCGUCCGUAUCGGUCGCCGGAAGUGAUAUUAGGCGCCGCAUUCGGUCCGUCGGCCGACAUCUGGUCGACCGCUUGUAUGGCCUUUGAAUUGGCGACCGGAGACAUACUCUUUGAUUCGCACCAAAGCGGCGACACUUCGCGCAACGAAAAUCAUUUGAAACUUAUUCUCGAACUCUUGGGUCCCAUUCCGAAGACCUCUCGCAAAGGCAUCGAUCAGAUCCGACCGAUCCUUUCGCCCAAAGAGUGGUCCAAUCACUGUUUGGUGUUUGAAGUAUUGGGCGAUUCAUUGAUUAAAUAUAUGAAAAAUUCGCACAAAAAAGGCAUUUCUAUGGAAAUCCUUAAGAUUAUUAUCCGUCAAGUAUUGCAAGGAUUGGAUUAUUUGCACACAAAAUGUCUGUUAAUUCAUACGGAUAUUAAACCCGAGAAUAUUCUGUUGACAACCGAUAAACGCCGAGUAAAGCGAUUGCAUUCACAAGUGAUUGAUGUGAUCGGCGUUUGCGGCGAAACUCAAUUGCCGACCAGUUUUGUGUCCACAGCGUCGGCAAAAGUGCUCAAGAAAUGUGAUACUUAUUAUAAGCAAAACAGAAGUGCAAGCCUUCAGAAACUGCUUAAAUUAAAUGUCAAAACCAAUGACAAUGACGUCAAUCACAACGUUUUAAACGAAGAAGACAUGAGUGAACUGUCGGUUAAACUCGCAGAUUUAGGAAACGCCUGUUAUGUGUACGAAAAUCACAACUCGACGAUUCAGACGCGUCCGUAUCGGUCGCCGGAAGUGAUAUUAGGCGCCGCAUUCGGUCCGUCGGCCGACAUCUGGUCGACGGCUUGUAUGGCGUUUGAAUUGGCGACCGGAGACAUACUCUUUGAUUCGCACCAAAGCGGCGACACUUCGCGCAACGAAAAUCAUUUGAAACUUAUUCUCCAACUCUUGGACCUCUCGCAAAGGCAUUUUGAAUUGGCGACCGGAGACAUACUCUUUGAUUCGCACCAAAGCGGCGACACUUCGCGCAACGAAAAUCAUUUGAAACUUAUUCUCGAACUCUUGGGUCCCAUUCCGAAGACCUCUCGCAAAGGCAAAAAUACUUCAACUCAAGCGGACGCCACUAACCUGUGUUUGCGUCUGGCGAUACGUUAUGGUGAAUUACUAAUGCUUACCGUAGGUAGCCACCGUGUUCUUAAGCGUGUUAAGAACAAUGGUUACGAACUUUACGAUUCCACCAAAAGAAUCACCGCUUCUCAAUGCCUCCGUCAACCACCGCUAUGCAAUACCACUUCAAUCGAUCAAAUAUUGAUCAAUGAUUACGAAUGGCAUCCAUCGGUGGCACAAGAAUUCGCACAAUUCUUGUUACCAAUGCUUGAAAUUGAUUCCACCAAAAGAAUCACCGCUUCUCAAUGCCUUCAUCACCCGUGGCUUAACAGC